Messenger RNA from Talaromyces rugulosus, 978 nucleotides. RefSeq lists its product as uncharacterized. The coding region runs from base 1 to 978 and encodes 325 amino acids. The record is from RefSeq and is a predicted model, not a curated record. Lineage: Eukaryota; Fungi; Ascomycota; Eurotiomycetes; Eurotiales; Trichocomaceae. Gene Ontology annotation, molecular function: oxidoreductase activity. The transcript has a single exon.
AUGAAGGCCGUUGUGAUUCACGAAACCGGGGGACCCGAAGUCCUCAAACUCGAACAGCGUGCCGUUCCCCAGGCAGAGGCUGGACAGGUCCUCAUCCGCGUCAAAUCAUUUGGUCUGAAUCGUGCAGAAAUGUACAGUCGGCAGGGCUUCUCGCCUAACCUGACUUUCCCACGAAUAUUGGGACUGGAGGCAACCGGAAUCGUGGAGGCUGCUCCCGGUGGCGAGUUCGCAAAAGGCCAGGUCGUGAUGACAGCCAUGGGUGAUAUGGGCCGAGGGUGUGAUGGUGGGUAUGCGCAGUACACUGUUGUGCCUGUAAAUCAGGUGCAGGCCAUAACUGUACCCACGAAACUGGGUUGGGAUGUGCUUGGGGCCCUACCGGAGAUGUUGCAGGUGGCAUACGGCGUUCUUACUCGAUCCCUCGAUGUCAAGAAAGGAGAAAGACUCUUGAUUCGGGGCGGAACAACCUCCAUCGGUCUUACAGCUGCAUCAAUUGCAACGGCCUGUCUCGGAGCCCACGUCACUGCAACAAGUCGUCGUGCGGAUCGCGAGGAAAUAAUCUGCGAAUACGGGGCGGAUGAGUUUCUUCUCGACAAUGGCAAGAUUGCGGAGCAUAUUACCGAUGAGAGCCAGAAAUUUGACAAAGCACUCGAGCUGGUAGGACCUGUCACUUUGAAAGAUACUUUAAAAUGCCUCAAAAAGAAUGCAACGGUCAGCAUCGCGGGAAGAGUUGGCAAUUCAUGGGUCAUUAAAGAGCUGGAUAUUUUGAGAGAUAUCCCAUACGGAACAAAAUUGACAACGUAUGGCGGAUUUACAGAAGAGUUUAUGAGCACACCACUGAAUAGCCUCAUUUCUCAAAUCGAGGCAGGGAGUCUUAAGGUCAAGAUAGGAAAGGUCUUUCAUAUUGACCAGAUUGUCGAAGCGCAUCGAUGCAUGGACGAAGGGGCCGCACAGGGAAAGGUGGUAGUUUUGACAGAUUGA